UUGGAAUCUUCUCUCUCAAGAAAAGUCAAACCCCACUAAAAUAGUCAACGCAUCACUGAAAUCCAGACAUGGAUCAAGAUUCUUUCUUACAUUUUCACCAUCCGAUCUCCUCUCCCCCAGCAAUGGUGCCCAGCUCAAGGUCCCGAAAUUGAAGACUGAAGGAAAAAAAUGGUGAAGUUUCUUAUUAUUAUCUGUGCUCUAAUAUGUUGUGGUGGAAGCCAAGUGAGAUCUGAUACUGAAAACCACCGCUACAAAGCUGGUGACCCUGUUCCUCUAUAUGUUAAUAAAGUUGGUCCCUGUCAAAAUCCCAGUGAAUCACACAGCUAUUUUGAUCUACCAUUCUGUCAACCAGACAAUUUCAAGAAGAGAAAGCGAACUUUGAGUGAGUUGUUGAGUGGAGAUAAUCUCAUCAAGGCUCCAUAUGAACUUGAGUUUUUAGCUGACAAAAUGUUUGAAGUUGCUUGUACCAAAACUUUGACUAAGGAAGAAGUUUCUCAGUUUCGAGAAGCAAUCAAUAGGAAUUACUACUUCCAAAUGUACUAUGAUGACUUACCAAUCUUGGAAUCUAUAGGGGAGAAGUACAACAACGGAGGCUACACAUAUAUACUCCACACAAACAUUCAUUUUGAAAUUCUUUUCAACAAGGACCGUGUAGUUGAAAUCAAGAUUCGAUUUAUCCCUGGAUUAGGUGCAGACAUAACUGAGGACAAGGAAAAGUGUGUUGACUUUGUUUACUGUGUAGAAUGGAAGGAAGUAGACACUGCAUUUGAGAAAAGGAUGGAGAAGUAUCACGUGGAGUUCAAUUGGUUUCCAAUAAUAAAUACAUGUGAAACACUAGUCGUCAUGAUUGGUUUCCUUUUGAAAUUUUACAUUCGUGCUCUUAAGAAGGGUUUUUCUGAGAGCAUGCAAGAGGAGAGAGGGUUGAGGUGCAUUCAAGAAGAUGUAUUUACAUUCCCAGUUCACAAGUCAUUGCUUGCUGCAGCCCUUGGUUCUGGUACUCAAUUGUUUACACUUACCAUACUCAUUCUGAUACUUGGGGUAGCUGGUAUGUUUUCUCCGCACAACCGAGUACCUUUAUUGACUGCAUUGAUAAUUAUAUACACAAUUACUUCUAGUGUUGCUGGAUAUACUGCAACUUCAAUUUAUUGUCAUCUUGAAGGAACAAACUGGUUAAGGAAUUUGCUCCUAACAGGAUGCCUUUUUACUGGACCUCUUCUCUUUACAUUUUGCUUGCUUAACUCAAUAGCCUCUAGGCCCUCUACUUAUAAGGCAUCCGUAGCUCUUCCUUUUGGCACAAUCAUAGAGUUUGUUCUUAUUUGGACUUUAUUUGCUACCCCAUUGCUUCUUUUGGGUGGGUUUAUUGGAAAAAAUUCCAAAGCUGAGGUUCAAGCUCAAUGCCAGAAUAACAAGGAUGAGUUAAAAGCUUUUUUAAAUGGCAUAAAAAUCUGUCGAAAAACUCUAAAAGUUCCAUGGUACAGGCGUUCGCUUCCUCAGAUGGCAUUGGCUGGGUUUCUUCCUUUUACUGCAAUCUUCGUUGAGCUUUCAUAUGUGUUUUCUAGCUUGUGGGGUCAUCGGAUUUACAUUCAGUACAAGUUUCUGUUUGUCACCUUCAUUCUUCUUCUAAUCACCAUUGCUUUAGUCAAUGUGGGCUUGAUAUGCUGCAAGAUUGUUUCUAAAGAUCACAAAUGGUGGUGGAGGUCAUUUGUUUGUGGUGGAUCAAUUGGAUUGUAUGUUUACGGCUUUUGCAUACAUUACUACUAUAACAGAUCAGAUUGGACCGGUUCCUUGCAACUCUCAUUCUUUUUUGGAUACAUGGGUUGCAUUUGCUAUGGCCUUUUCUUGAUGUUUGGUACUGUUGGUUUUGUGUCCUCUUAUCUCUUUCUUCGCCACAUUUACCAUUCUCUUAGUUAGUCAUGUUUCGAAAACUUGAUAUGGUAAAUGAGAUGAGAUGAGAUGAGAUGAUUGUAUUACAUCUUUUUUAUCAUGUAUUUUGGUGAGAUAAUUAGAUAGUGUAUUACAAAUAUUAUACAAUAUUUCAUUAAAAUUAAUUAAUAUAACUUUGGAAAAAUGUUUUAUUC
Humulus lupulus (European hop) is the source of this 2078-nucleotide messenger RNA. Its product is annotated as transmembrane 9 superfamily member 2-like. The record is from RefSeq and is a predicted model, not a curated record. The coding region runs from base 169 to 1911 and encodes 580 amino acids. Gene Ontology annotation, cellular component: membrane. Gene Ontology annotation, biological process: protein localization to membrane. The transcript has 8 exons. NCBI's taxonomy places the organism in Eukaryota, Viridiplantae, Streptophyta, Magnoliopsida, Rosales, Cannabaceae.